Messenger RNA from Uranotaenia lowii, 1965 nucleotides. Its product is annotated as ionotropic receptor 75a-like. The transcript is spliced from 7 exons. The record is from RefSeq and is a predicted model, not a curated record. NCBI's taxonomy places the organism in Eukaryota, Metazoa, Arthropoda, Insecta, Diptera, Culicidae. The coding region runs from base 24 to 1943 and encodes 639 amino acids.
GCAAGUGUAACUGGAUUGAAAAAAUGCUUUCGUUGAAAUUAUUUAUAGUGAAUGUUUUACUAAUGCCACGUGUAGUAAGUGCGUUCCCAAAUGUGAAACUACUAGUGGAUUACCUAAACUGGCAGAAGUUAAGGGUCGUUAAUGUUUUUCAUUGUUUGCAACAAAAUGAUGAUAUUUUCGGUUUUCCUAAACAGUUACAAGAUUUAUACAAGAAUCAACUUCACUACCACGACAUCUCAAAUUUCACGGAAGCCUGGAGUCAUCAUCAUACUAUGAGACAAGAGUACCAAAAAAUUGGAAUCAUGGUCGAUUUGAGUUGUUCCCACAUUGAACCGUUUUUCAAGCUGAUGUCCAAUCAGGAAUAUUUUAAUGCCUCUUUCCAUUGGUUGAUGGUUGAACAUGAAUCUUUGGCAAAUGCUAGCUGUCUGUUGGAUGGGCAGAAUUUGAAAGUGGAUGCCAAAAUAACACUGGUGGUUAGCGAUGAAUUUGACCAAGAACUGUUGAAUGUUUAUGAUGUGUUCAGCGUGAUGAGAUCGCGUGGAUCCCCCCUUAAUGUAACAUUCUAUGGUAAUUGGACCUUGGAACAGGGGUUUCGAUUUCAUACCGCCCAGUCGGAAUACGAGCGUAGGUUUGAUUUCGGUGGAAUGUGGUUGAAGGGAGCGGUGCAGGAUCUAAACCAAGUUAAUCACACCAGUAUACUGGAACAUUUGACAAGCCGAAAAACAAUUACACAAUAUGCGAUGCAUCGUUUCGGAUACGUUAUGUGGGAAUUAGUAAUGCGGAAACAUAAUUUUACUAUGAAGAUUAUUCGAACUUCCUCGUGGGGAAUAACGAACACCGAUGGUCGAUCACAUAUGGGGAUGAUCGGUCAAAUAGCAUCCGGAGAUGUUGAUGCUUGCAUCAAUUUACUGACCUAUAAAACCGAACGAAUUGGGAGUUUCGAUUUCACCGUUACCGUGGGAUUUUCUAAACGUCCUUUCGUGUUUCGUCAUCCCCGUUUCGGUCAAAAUCGAAAUGUAUUUUUGCAACCAUUUGCCAUGGACCUUUGGGUCGCACUUCUGAUCAUAGGACUUGCAUCGGCAACACUUCUCUAUUGCAACUGUUGCGGUGAAAGUCUGCAAUUUCCCUCGGAUCAGGAGAUUCGUAAUAAUCGUUCAUUGUCGCUUUUGAACAUUUUUGCCAUUGCUUGUCAACAAGGUUUCAGUACCAAUGCCACGGCUAUUUCUACAAGAAUCCACCUGCUCUGUAUGUUGGUAUUUUCUUUCAUGGUGUUCCAAUUUUAUUCAGCCUUCAUUGUGGGUUACCUUCUGAUUGCCCCACCAAAAUUCAUGAAUACUCUUCAACACCUUCUGGACAGCAACUUGAAAAUUCUGGUGGAAGACAUCGUUUACAACACCGACUAUUUGAACCGAACUAAAGAUCCACUUACCAUCGAACUGUAUCAGAAGCGAAUUCUCAACGGAGAGCGAAACUUCCUGAACGUGAGUGAAGGAAUAGCUCGCGUUCGAAAGGGUGGCAGUGCGUUUCUCUUCGAUACAUCGUACGGCUACCCAAUGGUUAUGGAUAGCUUUUCGGACAUAGAAAUCUGUGACCUACAGGAGAUCUAUCUUUACGCGCUCCGACCACUGGAUCUGCCGCUGGCCAAGGGAAGCCCAUUCAAGGAGAUGUUCCGGAUAACGUUGCGCAAGGUGAUGGAAUCUUCGGUGGGCCAGUAUGAGCGACGGUUUUUCUACUGCGAAAAGCCACAGUGUGCUACCAGCGAUAUGGACGUUAUGCCCGUGGCCUUGGAGCAUGUCAAAUCGCUGUUUGUUGUUAUAACCUUUUCUCUCAUCAUAAGUGGUUUGCUCUUGCUUUUCGAAAUUGGUUACUCAACGGUGAAGAAGCGAUUGAGAAGAAACCCGCUGGAAAUACAAUUGCAGUAUAAAUUGAAGAAAUUCACAUAAUAGAAAAUCGAAAUGUCGGUAA